CUUGAUGCUUGCGUGUUUACUGACUGAACAGGAGAGCUACCUUGUAGUGAACAAACACAACAGAGCCUGCUCGUGUUUAACAACUUAAUAUUAUAAAGAAACUCUAGCUGCCGAAUUGUACUGAAACACUAACAUCGGGAACCUUCAAUCCUGUAAUAGAAUCAACCAGUCAAAAUGAAUGUGUUCGAUAGAAAUAUAAAUUUUGACUCCCUAUUUAAAUUUUCCCAAAUCUCAAGGUCCACCCAGCUGCAUCUGAAGAAUGUCUACUCCAGCCUGGCUCUCUGCAUGUUUGUUGCUGCUUCUGGAGCCUAUGUCCAUGUCGUCACCAGACUCUUCCAGGGUGGGCUGUCGACCAUGCUCGGCUCAUUGGCAAUGAUGGCAUGGCUAGCCAUGACUCCUCAUAGUCCUCAGACUGAGAAGAAGAGACUGGGCAUCCUAGCUGGGUUUGCUUUCUUUACAGGUAUUGGUUUAGGCCCAGCUAUGGACUAUGUCAUAAGCAUUAACCCAAGUAUCAUUGUGACAGCCUUCCUGGGUACCUCCAUCAUUUUUGUGUGCUUCACUUUGAGUGCCCUCUAUGCCCAGCGAAGGAGCUACCUCUUCCUAGGAGGAAUCCUGAUGUCAGGCUUGUCCAUUCUCCUCCUGGUCUCCAUUCUGAACAUCUUCCUGGGAUCUGUAAUGUUGUUCAAGGCUCAUGUAUACCUCGGCCUGGUCAUUAUGUGUGGGUUUGUGCUGUUUGACACCCAGCUCAUCAUAGAGAAGGCAGAGAUGGGAGACAAAGACUACAUUUGGCACUGUGUGGAUCUUUUCUUGGACUUUGUGACCAUCUUCAGAAAGCUCAUGGUUGUGUUAGCCAUGAAUGAGAAGGAGAAGAAGAAAGAAAAGAAGUAAUGAUGGAGAAAUCCAUCCAAUAAAACAUCGGACCUGUAAUCCCAUCAGGAGUUCUUCUGGUGCAAGAUCACUAAAUGCUUAAAUUAUUAAUUAUAUUAUUCCCAUCAUAAUUAAUUUUGUACUUUGGUAUAGUGUCUUAUUUGUGGGAUCAAUUGUUUGAACUUUGGUUUGACGGUAAUAUUUGAUAAGAUGAUCUAGGAGUCCCUGUGUACUCCUUUUUGGGGGAUUGAGUUGAUAUAUUACAGUACUUAUCACUAGCCUGUUUGGACAGUUAUCAUUGCAUUGUCAAACAGUAAAUAUUUCAGUCAUUUUGCUCUUAUAGUUCAUCUCAUUGAGUAGAAGGUCAUUGUCUGGAUUCAUUACAAAAGGCCACCUUUUUAUAUACUAGUACAAGUUUCAAUUUGUUGCAUUUCCUUGCAGCUGUAAAUAGGGUGACAUUUCCACCACUUUGGCUCCUUUUAACUGCAAUGUUUGCUGACAAAUCUGUGUACCUGUCCCAGUAAAAUAACAGCAACAUACUAAUGGAUUUGGGUUUAACAAACAUGGUCUAUUUUGUCUUUAGUUACUUUUCUUAAAAUAACAAUUUUUGGUUUGACAAACAUCUUUCCCAAUGCUCUACUGUUUCCUGUUCAUAUUACAUAGAUGUUUGCUUUUUGUGGUAUUUUUUGUGAAUAUUGUGUAGGAUGCAGAGUGGUGUUAUUGGCUACAGUGUCAAAGAGUAACAUUUACAAUUUUACUUAUAACUAUUAGGUUUUUACAGCAUUUUUUCAGAUUUAGGAUUAUCUAAAGCAGGGGUGUCGAACUCCGGUCCUCGAGGGCCGCUGUCCUGCAUGUUUUAGAUUUUUCCCUGCUCCAACACACCUGAUUCAAUUAAAUGGUUUGUUAUAACAACCCUUCAUUCAAAUCAGGUGAGCUGGAUCAGGGAGACAUCUAAAACAUGCAGGACAGCGGCCCUCGAGGACCGGACUUCGACACCCCUGAUCUAAAGGAAACACAUUUAUUUGUGUAAGAAAUUCACUCAAGUUAUUUUAUUUGUAUGCUCAAUGGCUUCACAAAAGUUAAAUUCUGGAUUUAUAGUUUUACUGAGAGGAUAUGGCAUUCCUGCAAAGUCUUCCUUUCCAGACAAUUUUUUCAUGAUUAAAGCACAUGCAUAGUAGUCAAAGUUCUUAAAAAAUCCUGAAUCAUUAGCUAAUGGGUGAUUUUUCCCUAUAUAGUAGUACGAGCAGCCAAAAUGCAGAAAUAUUUACAACAAAUCUCGUCUUCAUGUAUUUUCUCAUGUUUGACAUCAAUGAAUAAGAUGGAACAAUGAUUCAUGUUUCAACCUGCUGCAUUUAUAAGGCUUUAUUUUCUUAGAAGUGCCAAUUACACCACAAGUUUACUAAACUAUCAAUUGCUACUCAGUUGAAGAUUAUACUGUUAGUGAGGUAAUCUGCAUAUCUGAUACUGUGAAUAAAAUUUGUUUUGCUUUUACAGG
Messenger RNA from Hypomesus transpacificus, 2362 nucleotides. It is a transcript of the gene tmbim6, whose product is annotated as testis enhanced gene transcript (BAX inhibitor 1). Lineage: Eukaryota; Metazoa; Chordata; Actinopteri; Osmeriformes; Osmeridae. Gene Ontology annotation, biological process: negative regulation of apoptotic signaling pathway; negative regulation of endoribonuclease activity; negative regulation of RNA splicing. Gene Ontology annotation, molecular function: enzyme binding. Gene Ontology annotation, cellular component: mitochondrial membrane. The record is from RefSeq and is a predicted model, not a curated record. The coding region runs from base 175 to 888 and encodes 237 amino acids. The transcript is spliced from 10 exons.